Ophidiomyces ophidiicola is the source of this 762-nucleotide messenger RNA. RefSeq lists its product as uncharacterized. The transcript is spliced from 3 exons. Gene Ontology annotation, cellular component: cytoplasm. Bases 1 to 762 code for a protein of 253 amino acids. Lineage: Eukaryota; Fungi; Ascomycota; Eurotiomycetes; Onygenales; Onygenaceae. Gene Ontology annotation, molecular function: oxidoreductase activity, acting on the CH-OH group of donors, NAD or NADP as acceptor. The record is from RefSeq and is a predicted model, not a curated record.
AUGGAGGAAAUCUUGAUAGAUGGUGAUACUAUGGCCCUUAUUAAGAGAAGGAUGACCAUUGCAGGCGGGGCGAAUGGUAUCGGUGCGGCAACAGUUUCCGUUUUUUCCCACGCGGGUGCUCAUGUUUUCCACUAUGACUGCGCCAGAAAGCACGGAAUCGAAUUGAAUAGACUAUUAUUGUCAGAAGCAGGGCCAAACAGCGGCUCUUCGACUUUCAUAAAAGCCGAUGUUGCCGAUUAUGAAGCACAGCUACGAGUAUUUGACGCUGCGCUGGAUAGAUAUGGAACAGUCGAUAUGACCAUAUAUUGUGCAGGAAUAGAAGACUCUGACGGGUGGAUGGCCGGUGAGCUGAAUUUGGAGAGCGUGAGAAAGAUCCCUACUCCAUUACGCAAUGUUAUCGGCGUCAAUCUUACGGGUUGUCUUUAUUUUUGCUGCAUUGCACUUGCAUAUCUGAAGUGCUCUCCCAAUCAUUUAGGCGGGCAGCCGAAGUCACUUACGCUCAUUUCCUCAUUGCUCGGAUUCACAGAAGUUCCAGGCUCCACAGCCUACAUUGCCAGUAAACAUGGUAUUGGCAUCAUGCGGUCUCUUCGUGCAACCAGUAUGCUGGAUUUCAACGUUCGUGUGAACACAAUCUGUCCAUGGGUGACAGAUACUCGAAUGUAUCGAGACACCUUUAAUGCAGUCAAAAAGAGUAUCGUGACGCUUGUCAAGCCUGGAGAGGUUGUAAAUAUGAUACAACACGUGCCGGCAGCCUCAUGGUAA